AUGAGUAAAGUUGUCUUCGUCGGAAAUGUUCCCUACAACAUGGGAGAGGAACAACUCAUUGACGUUUUCAAAUCUGUUGGACAAGUAGUUGGAUUCAGGCUUGUGUAUGACCGAGACACAGGGAAACCCCGUGGAUAUGGUUUUUGUGAAUUUGCCGAUCACGACACUGCCCAAUCGGCCGUACGCAACCUCAAUAACGUGGACGUCGGUGGUCGGCCACUGCGCAUCGACCUCGCAGACUCCGACCCCUUUCUCGAAGGCAAAACGACUGUGCGCGGCGAACUCAUCGACGGUGGCGAGACCCGUGCUCAGUGGCGAGAGCGAGAGCGCGACGGAUUCCGAGAGCCAAGGGACAAGGAGAGAGAUAAGGACGCGUUUCUUCGCACCCUCCCACCCGGCAUGCCAUUGCCACCUGGUGCGCAAGUGCUUGAUAUGAUCAGUCGAACGCUCGCAACCAUGAACCCGGGUCAGUUGGUCGAAGUCCUCGCACAGAUGAAGGCAUUUGUGAUUACACAUCCUGAGCAAGCUCGAUCUCUUUUGGUCGGCCACCCACAACUAUCAUACGCACUCUUCCAGGCCUUACUUCUCAACAAAAUCGUCGACCCUGCAAUCCUUGAGCGCAUGCUCGCCGCCACCGGCUCGCAACCCGGGGCAUCAGGGCACUCUGCGCCGCCACCGGCCCCGAUGCCCCCGUCUUUCCACGCCCCGCAGCCGCAACAACCGCCCUUUUUCCAGGCGCCGCCCCCGAACGUGCCCCAGACACACACGCCUCAACACCACAUGCAAGCGCAACCUCCUCAACCGAUGCCUCCGCCUCCGCCGUCAUACUUCAACCCGAAUGCCGGACCCGCCGGACUCAUGAACACCGGCCCCCCGCCGGCUCCACGACCAGCGCCGCAAGGCAACAGCAGCGGCGGGGGCUUUGAGGCCCUGAACAUCGACCCCUCACAGCGUGCGAUGCUUCUCCAAGUCCUCAGUCUGACGCCGGAGCAGAUCAACCAGCUCCCACCAACCGAGCGGGACACCAUCAUGAACCUCCGCUCGCAACUGGGCGGUCUUGCCUGA
This is a messenger RNA of Heterobasidion irregulare TC 32-1, 1065 nucleotides long. RefSeq lists its product as uncharacterized. Gene Ontology annotation, cellular component: mRNA cleavage and polyadenylation specificity factor complex. The coding region runs from base 1 to 1065 and encodes 354 amino acids. The record is from RefSeq and is a predicted model, not a curated record. Gene Ontology annotation, biological process: mRNA 3'-end processing. The transcript is spliced from 9 exons. Gene Ontology annotation, molecular function: mRNA binding. NCBI's taxonomy places the organism in Eukaryota, Fungi, Basidiomycota, Agaricomycetes, Russulales, Bondarzewiaceae.